AUGGAUGCUCUUGGAGUAGAUGACUUCAAAAUUGACGAGGAGAUCACCAGCUCCAUGCUACAACUAGACAAUGAUGAGCUCGAAGCAUUUGCAGGGCUCUACGAGGAUUUGACUGAUGACAAAGAAGUCGAGCUGUUCAUCUUCACUUGCUUCCUGCUUUUCAAGAAAACGGGUUCUAUCGACUGGGCCGACCGUUCAUUCAGACGAGCUCAACGGUGGACCGCGUUGACACCGCUUGACAGUAGCCAAUAUAGGCGACGCUAUCGGAUGAGGAACUCGAUCAGGAACUUCGCCAGUGAACAUGGCCAUGAAACCCUCCUCGGAGACCAAGAGCUCGAAAUGAAAAUCUUAAAUGAUCUUUUUAGCGGAGCUCGAUAUGGGGUGACAGGGUCUAUUGAAGACCUCACCGACACGAUCAACUUUAGAGGAAAUCUUUUGAGUCAACUGCCUCCGAACCACCCAAAAAGACCGGAAGCCAUGGUAGCUUUGGCCAAGUGGCUCGUCGUACGAUUUAAAAAGGACAAACAACUUCAUCUCGAUGACCUCCUGGCAGCGAUAAAAAUUAUCCAGCCUCUGACACGCGUUGAAGCAGUCGAUCCUCUUUCUCGCGCGGAGUUGUUACUUCUUGUCAGCCAGUGGCUCAAUAUGCAGUACGAGUGUGACAAGGAUUUGAAAACCCUCGGCUAUGCGAUCGAUGCUUGUCGUCAUGCAUUAUGCUUACCCUUUGAGUCCGAUGGGUUGCACUGCCAAAUUUGUACAGAACUUGCGAAUAUGCUUAUGGUGCGAGCAGUGAAAACAAGAAAUCCCACCGAACUUCAUGAAGCAAAUGCAACAAUUGAAACUUUGUUGGAAAGUCCCACGCUUGGUCAGUCUGGUCGAGUCACCGCUUUCAAUAGCUUGGCUGUCUGUGCGGCGAUGAGUUUCAGCAUUUCUGGGGAAUAUGAGGAUUUAGGUCGUGCCAUUGACUACAUUGAGAUGGCUUUGGAAUGCCCUCCGAUCGAUUCCUCCACCAAGGAAGCCCCGAUGAUGAACCUAGUUCAGACUAUCCACACUCUGACAAAGGGCCUGGGAGCUUGCGGUUGCCAGACUCAGAUCAAUAGAGCCAUCAAGUUGCUCGAAGUUAACUUGAAGAGGGGCAUUGGGGGCGACUUUUCUUAUUAUAGGACCUUGAUCGGGCCCGCAUCUUCGCUUGCUGACCAUUUCAGCGUCACUAAAGACAAUGAAUAUCUUGACCAAGCUCUCAGACUAAUGACUCGCUACUGA
This is a messenger RNA of Penicillium longicatenatum, 1263 nucleotides long. RefSeq lists its product as uncharacterized. Lineage: Eukaryota; Fungi; Ascomycota; Eurotiomycetes; Eurotiales; Aspergillaceae. The record is from RefSeq and is a predicted model, not a curated record. The transcript has a single exon. Bases 1 to 1263 code for a protein of 420 amino acids.